This is a messenger RNA of Pterocles gutturalis (yellow-throated sandgrouse), 1335 nucleotides long. Its product is annotated as band 4.1-like protein 4B. The transcript has 15 exons. The record is from RefSeq and is a predicted model, not a curated record. Gene Ontology annotation, cellular component: cytoskeleton. The annotation marks the transcript as partial. Lineage: Eukaryota; Metazoa; Chordata; Aves; Pterocliformes; Pteroclidae.
CUUCUCUGUGUAUCUUUUCUGAACUGGGAGAAUGUGAGCACCCAGAGCACACACCAGAACUCGUGUCUGAAUUCAGGUUUGCACCAAACCAGACUGAAGCAAUGGAAUUUGACAUUUUUCAGAAAUGGAAGGAGUGCAGGGGAAAGAGCCCGGCGCAGGCUGAAUUGUGCUACUUGAACAAAGCUAAAUGGCUAGAAAUGUAUGGUGUAGAUAUGCAUGUAGUUAAGGGAAGAGAUGGUUGUGAGUAUGCUCUUGGACUGACACCAACUGGCAUAUUAAUCUUUGAAGGAGCCAACAAAAUAGGCUUAUUCUUUUGGCCCAAAAUCACAAAAAUGGACUUUAAAAAGAGCAAGCUAACACUUGUGGUUGUAGAAGAUGAUGAACAGGGCAGAGAGCAAGAGCACACAUUUGUUUUCCGGUUAGACAGUGCCAAAACGUGCAAGCAUUUGUGGAAGUGCGCCGUGGAGCACCAUGCUUUCUUCAGAUUGCGAGCUCCAGCAAAUAGUAAAUCUAGUAGAUCUGACUUCAUAAGGCUGGGAUCACGCUUCAGAUUCAGUGGACGGACAGAGUAUCAAGCAACACAUGGGACAAGAUUGCGCAGAACUAGUACAUUUGAAAGAAGGCCCAGCAAGCGAUAUCCUUCUCGAAGGCAUUCAACUUUUAAGGCCAACAAUCCUGUGAAAGCAGCACCACUGUGUGCUAAAAAUACUCCUGAAGUCCAUAACUACCAGCCACAGUAUCAUCCUAAUAUACAUCCUGCUCAGGCACACUGGCAUCCACAUACACCUCUGAAUGUAAGCUAUCCCUUGAACAACAGUGACCUGCAUCAGUUCAACAUUGAGGAGAAUGGUGGAGCACCAUAUACCACAAAAAUGCCUGCAAGGCACCACCACCACCACCGUCAUCACCAUCACCACGCGAAUUAUGGUGCCCUUGCUCCUGACAGCAAAGACAUUGUUUCUGGAGUUCCAAACCCAAACAGUAAAUCCUCCUCCAAACUGAGCUCAGGACUUCCCCUUCUUUAUGAUGAAACUUCUCAUCUGAAGAAAAUAGAAACGGAGAGUGUGAAGGUAGUUGGACCAUGGCCAGCUCUGCACGUCAGCAUGAACAAGGGUGAAGACAAGAAAGUAUCUGAAAAGACUCUUCAUGCCCCUGUGUCACCUUCAUCUGUACCUGACCAUAUGAAGUGCAACAUUCUUAAAGCUCAAGUGGAAGCUGCCAUUAGAGUAGGUGCCCAGACGGUGGAAGAUCUGCUCACCAUGGUGGCCGAGCUGAAAGAUGAGGUGGAGAGACUGAGGGCCAUCAGGGACUGUGAGCGGGAGAUCGACUGGUGGA